ACUUUAUCCAAAUUUGCGCGGGUUUGCUGUUGUUAUGGGCAGCUGUCAUUCGGCUUUUGUCGGCUCACAAAAUUAUACAUAAAACGGUUUACGGUGAAUCUAAAAGUCGCCUGUGAAAGCCGAAAACAUGUCCAAACGAGCGGCGUUUCUCACAGCCGCCUGUAAGGAAAAUGUGGAGGACUUUCUUCACUUUAUCCAACUUCAUAAGGACAAAGCGGAUCCUUUCGAUGUGGAGGAGGUGGUGCAGGAGAUGCCCAGAGACCAGAGACAGACUCUGUGGGGGAAGCUGGCUUCACUCCUUCAUGACCUCCUGCAGGAGUUGCCUCCGGAGCGCUGGGAAGAGGGCAGGGAAGAGGGCAUGGACGUGGAGUCGGCUGCGGACCCUAAACACGUCAUCGCUGUCGUGGAAGGCGUGACACUUGUGGCCGAGGCGUCCCUAAAGGUCCUACAGGACGGCGAUACCUACAGUGCCCUUCUGGAAAUCACCGACAGGCUUCACGACGUUCUGGUGUCGCUGCCUGUCUCAGAGGCACCUCUGCAGCUCCACAUCCACACACUGUGCGAGGCGUGGUGGAAGAAGGACCUGAAGGAGAAAGAAAAGUUUGGUCGCACUGCUUUCUUCAUCUCUCUGCAGAAGAGCUUCAUUCUGAAGAAACCAGGUGCAGAGGUCCAAAGAGUCUGGAGUCUCCAUGAUGUGCUUUUGAGUCUGGACUACACAUCCGAAGAUAACAAGCAGAUAAUCGACUUGUUGCUUCAGUGCUUUCACCGUCCUACUUACAUUAAAAACGAUGACGGAAAGCGAUUCCUGGUGUUUCUUUUCAGCUGGAACGUUGACUUCAUCUGGGCUAUUCAUGGCACCAUCAAAAACCAGCUGGAGUUUUAUAGCAAGACCAUGACUACUCAUAUUAUGGAGAUCUACUUCAGAGCAUGGAAGAAGGCUGGCGGGGACUUCCUGGCGGAGAUUGAGAGCUCAUGCAUACAGGAUUUUAUGCAGAAUGCGAUCUUCCUUCAUAGAGCAUCUCCUGUUCACGCCAAAGUCCGACAGAUCGUGAGCUAUUUCCACUCAAGGAAAGGCUGCAACAAGGUGGACAAGAUGCUCUAUGAUCUCUACAGGCCGUUCCUCUGGAAAGCUUUGACGGCUCCGAACUUUGAGGUGCGCGCAAACGCCACUUUGCUUUUCACUGAGGCCUUCCCAGUCCACGACCCGGAUCAGAACAACCAGAAUAUAGACGAGACCAUUCAGAAGCAGCUGGACACAGCAAUGGGCCUCCUUGAUGACCCUCAUCCCACUGUGCGCUCCAAUGCCACCCUGGGAGUCUGUAAGAUCCUGGCUAAGUGCUGGGAGCUGCUCCCUCCCACAAUCAUCACGGACUUCCUGAAGAAGCUGGUGAUGGAGCUGGCGGCUGACAGCAGCUCCCCAGAUGUUCGGUGCUCAGUCUUCAAGUGUCUGACUAUUGUCUUGGACAACACUCUCAGCCAUCCACUAUUGGAAAAACUCCUGCCUACUCUCAAAUACAGCCUCCAUGACAACUCUGAGAAAGUCCGCACAGCUUUUCUUGACAUGCUCAUCAAGGUGAAGGCAGUGCGUGCUGCCAAGUUCUGGGACGUGUGCAGUAUGGACCACCUGCUGGCCCGCCUGGCCAUCGAUUCCCAAUCGGUUUCCAAGCGCAUUGUCGAUCUGCUCUUCAAGUCUUUCUUCCCCGUCAACGAGUCGGAGAGGGAGUGGUGCUGUCGGUGCAUCACCCUCAUCCAGAUGAACCCCAUGGCUGCCAGGAAGUUCUACCAGUCGGCCCACAAACACACAGCCCCCACUAACAUAAUAAAGCUGAUGUUGGCCAUUCGCCGUGUUCUGAACAGCUGCAUCCAGACUGACUGUGACCUGUCAGACAUUAAUGACAGCAAUAAGGAGAACAGCGCACAGGCUGAACCUCUGCUGGGGAAAGACGUGGCUGUCGUGUCCCGUCUGCUGGAGGUCGUGGUCAUCCUGUGGAGAAGCGUCGAGAAGGCCCUGAAACAAAAUGAAGAGGCCCAGAAGUACACUUUCGCAAAGUUUGGAAAUGUCAUGGCCAAGUACUUCCAGGCCUUUGAGGAUGAACAAUGUACCGUUCCUCUCAUACAACUGGCCUCCUUUAUGCCCGCAGCUGCAGUUCCAACAUUCAGCUGUGGCGUCCUGUCCAGACUGAGGAAGAUGGACCCAGGAGCGGUGCCAACGCAGUACAGCCAGCUGUUAGACUGCAUGUGCAGCUGGGGCCAGGCUGCCAACAUCCUCGAACUCGCCACUGACUGGCUCACUGAGGCUCUGCCCAAGCAAGGGGACAAGGCGAACACCAAUCGAAAGGUGCGUAUCCUGGAGACGGUGGAGGCCAAACCAGACCUGGCGCUGGCUUACUUGGAGUACUUGUUCAGCCACACUUCAACGCGAGAGAAAGUGCUGGCUCUUGGCGAGCAGCCACUGAAGCAGCUCCAUACAAUUCUAGGAAACUGGAGGUCAGUGCUGUACACUCACCUCAGCUCCAGCACAGAAGAUCCUAAAACUCCCAGUGUGGAGACCGCACUCAAAGUCUUCAUGUACUACGGCCGCCUCGGUGCACAUCUGCAACAUACCUCCUCAGAGGGUCGAGACUACCUGCUCUCGCUGGAGCAUGUGGCAGCGUGGGUAGCUGAGAGGGUGUUGCCCUUCCUGGCCAAACGUACCAACGAUGAUGAAGAGGAGGAGGAUUCAGAGAAGCCACAGCCACUGGCUGCACAGAUAACUGAGAGUUUCCUGACAGUGUGCCGAGACGUUUUGCUCGUGGGUUUGGGCGACCAGACGCUCAAGGGUCACAUCCUCCACCUGUGCUCGCUCACCCUCCUCUCCGACGCAGGAUACCUGUGUAUUCCUGCAGUGCUGCCGAUUCUGAAGGAGGUGGCGGACUGCUACGUACCCGAGGACAACAACCAGGCUCAGGGCAAUCAGGGAGACGCAACCACUGUCAUUCUGGGUGUGGUGGCCAACAUCUUCCAGAAGAUUAUCGAACUCUUGGCUCGCCGUCUUAGGAAGGAACCAGAGGAGGGAAAACAGCUGUGUCAGUCAGCCAUUCCCGGCCUGACAGACUUCCUCCAAGUGGCUCAGACCUGGGACAGAGCACCUCUCAGCGGGGUCUUCUCUACUCUUUUUGCUGUCAUCGUUGUGGAGAAGAGACAUUUGCUUCAGAAGAUUACCCAUCCAGAGGAGGUGAUCACCCCGGAGUCAAUGGAGGACAUGCCUCCUCUGUCCGGUGUCCUACUUUCUGUCAUCCUCAAAGUGCCCGCUGUUACCAGGGCGUUUUUGACAGAGGUCAGCUCAUCUUUGGACUCCGAGGCCAUCAGCAGUCUUAAUGAACUGGCUGCAGUCCUGCACGUCCUAGCCGUCAUCAAACACACGGGGCAGUCUAAAACGGGCUUGAAGAGCGCAGCCACAUCUGUCCAGCAGCAGCUUUACAAACAUGCAGUCACAUCUGUAGACAGCAGGGACAUCCAGAGGGUUAUUUAUGAAUCUUCUGUGAAGACCUUGAAUGAAAUUCUGGAUUUAUAAGUUGACUUGUUUGAGAUGUAAUAUCUACUUCACAUGUGUAUUCUGGAGCUAUGUUGAGCAGUAUAAUAUCUGCUUCUCUGUAAGCAGACUCUCAGUUGCUGGCAAAAAAAAAAAAUAACACGAUAAAUAUUUCAACUUCGCUGAUCGGGUUUUUAAAAAAUAUGUUUUGGAUUUAGAUCUAAAGCUGAGGACAAGUGGCUGUCUGUAACUAUGUUUUUCCAGAUUGGCUCCACUCCUCUGUAUUUAUUUAUUUCUCGAUGGCACACAUUGUUCAAGUCUUCCCUCUCAGGCUUUGUGCAUUGAUAAUGUGAAGAACUAUUGAGUUCUCCAGACUGCAGAAGUAUGGUAUCUUGGAUUGAGUGACAUUCUACUUUAAGGCUUUUCUCUCCACAACAGCUCGGUGCUCCACUUGUAUUUUUUAACAGUUUCAUAUGAAAUACAUAUAUUUUUCCAUGUCUCACUGUCUGUGUUUAUAUAUCUGUGGGCCUGUCAGCAUUCUCACUGCCGUGUGCUACUAAUAAGAAUA
Molecule: messenger RNA, 4079 nt
Organism: Morone saxatilis (striped sea-bass)
Lineage: Eukaryota; Metazoa; Chordata; Actinopteri; Moronidae
Gene: ncapg2
Product: non-SMC condensin II complex, subunit G2
Exons: 27
Coding region: 128-3553 (1141 amino acids)
Biological process (GO): mitotic sister chromatid segregation
Cellular component (GO): condensin complex; nucleus
Source: RefSeq, a predicted model, not a curated record